This is a messenger RNA of Penicillium subrubescens, 4635 nucleotides long. RefSeq lists its product as uncharacterized. The transcript has 4 exons. The coding region runs from base 1 to 4635 and encodes 1544 amino acids. Gene Ontology annotation, molecular function: protein binding. The record is from RefSeq and is a predicted model, not a curated record. Lineage: Eukaryota; Fungi; Ascomycota; Eurotiomycetes; Eurotiales; Aspergillaceae.
AUGGGUGAAAAGGAGAACCCGACAUCCGUUACGGAGGCUUGGGAAAUCGCACGGCGCGAGUUCGAGCGAUUGACGGGUAAACAACUCCAGCCGACUUCGGCCGCUGCGUUACAAGGUAUUCGUGACCAGAUCGAAGCCGGCCGUUCCUCGAAGGACCCGGAUGUUCAGAAGGCAAAGCAAGCUGGUCUACGAAUUAUAAAAUGUAUCCAGCUCUUGGGUGGAGUGGCCUCCCAGGCUGCGUCGCUGGUCUUUCCUCCGUCAGGCGUCUGCUUUAGUGCGCUGUCUUUCCUUCUCGAUAUUCCUCCGAAGCUCCAUGGCUUCCAUGCCGCUGUUGAUGGCAUCUUCCUCGAGGUUGAGCCGACGCUAGUGCAGUUCGAGAUGUACCGAGACAUUGAGAGCAAGGAUGCCGUUCAUCCCGACAUGGUCUUGGCCAUCAACAAGGUCAUGGUCAGUUUCGUGACUCUCUGUGCCAAGUGCAUCAAUUUCAGAGAUGGCGGCUUCUGGAUGCGCCUCAAGGCCAACCUGAAGAAGGCCAUGUUUGACGAGGCGGCCAUUCAAGACGAGCUGCAACAUUUUAAGAGCUUGAUUCAAACACAGAAGAUUAUCGAGGGUACAUGGACUAUUCAACAGGUUAUCGAGACCAAGCGAUCACUUCUUUUGGUCAAAGAUGAUACCGAGAAGAUAAUUAAGACCACGGAUGACAUUAAAGACAAGGUUGGGACUUUAUCCGCGGAACAACAGAAGCGUCGAACCGAACAGACGACCAAGAACCACCUGGAGAAGAUUCGAAAUACCCUGGGAAUCUCGGAAAACGAAGUCACAAGCGCAAUCAAUGUUUGCGACAGUCUGUGGAAAAGUACCGUCAAGGGGAGUGGAGAAUGGUUGAAUCAAGUGGACGUAUAUGUCAAUUGGGUCAAGAGAGAUCCCCCGGAGACAAGUCCUGUGCUUCUCUUGACUGGCGACGGUGGGUGUGGAAAGUCAGUGCUUGCAUCAGUUGUCUACAAAAAUCUUGAUAAACGAUCAUCCUCUUUGGCUCCGGAGACCGAACGGACGCUGGUUCAAAACGAAGGACGGACGCUUGUCGCUUACUAUGCCUUCUCUCCCACAGGAAAGAUUGACGACGACAAAACUCCUGCCGAGACAGCAUUGAAGUGUCUGUGUGUUCAACUUGCUCUGCAAGACGCCGCGUAUGCAAAGUGGCUAGCAGAGAGCUUCAAGGAUAGCGCAGAUGGAGCUAAGGAUGGAUCAGAUGUUCCCAAAGACCUCACGAAAGAUGCGAAGUACUUCCGGGAUGCAGACUGUCAACAGCUUUGGACCGACCUGAGACUUGGAGCCCCCACACAGACUGCAACCCACUUUUUGUUGCUUGAUGGGAUGGACAAUCUGCCAGCAAACAAGCUACAGGAGCUUGGAAGAGUCUUCCAAGGGAUCCAUGAAGCUCAAGGCUCUAACCCUCGCAAGAAAACACGCAGCGGAGCUAGAGUGCUUGUGUGUGGCAGCAUACAGAAGCUAGAGAACCUGGGGGAAGCGCCUGCUGAACCAUUAGCGUUCCCUGGGAUUGACGUUGGAUCAUGCAAUGGAGAUGACAUCGACAAAUACAUCGAGCGCGAGCUGCAAAACUCGGAUCUAUUCCAAGCAGCCAAUGCGCAGAAUCGACGACUCAAAGAAGAAGUCCAGGCCGGACUCAAGACACGCGCGGAGGGCUCUUUCACUCAAGUGCGAAGCGACAUCGGCAUGGUCAAGGGUAUUGUAGAGUCUGAGAUGACGGAGGACGAUCUGAAAAAGGCUCUGAGCGCAACCAAGAAGAAUGCCAAGGCCACGGUCACCGACGAUAUCGCAUCUCUCGAAGCCUUGCCCAACAACCAGAAUCUCGUCGAGGAGGUGAAUGAACUGCUCCUCUGGGCCUAUCUUGGACCUUACUAUUACAGCGUUGAAGAGCUCGAAGGAAUCCUCUUCCUUCGCUUUGAAGCGACAUCCCUCAAGUCUCUACGAGAAAAGCUCCAGGGAACAUACUCGAAGCUUUUCGUUAUUGACUCGGACGGAGACGUCCUGCUGCAGGAACAUGUCUGGGAUACUGUUACGCUGGAGGACCGCGCGCAGAAAAGAGCUUCCAAUGAACGCACAAUCAGCAUCAAUAUUACAAUCACCAAUGCCGACACGGAAAGCAUCCAGCGCUUCUUCUGGGAUUUGGGCCGGUUUGGCGCCAUCGAUCAGUUCAAAUUCGCUCCAACUGGCAUCACCGCCGAUUCGUCCGGCUUCAGUCCCACCCAGAAGAAACGUAUCGGGAUCAACGAUAUCGACUCCCACAUGACUAUGCUCAAAACUGUAUUCUCACUCCUCUUCAACGCACCGAAUGAAACGACAGAGCUUGUCGGACCGAAACUUUUGGCCGGUCUCACAUCGCACUUGGAUAAAUUGCGCACCGCAACGGAGGCUGAUGAGCUGAGUGCCGAUGAGAGACGUUUCAUCGCGAGGAACCUCCUUGAUGUCUUCCAUAACCCUGAACACCUGGAGAAGCAUUGGAAGAGCACUGAGCUGCUUGGCUGGACGGAGAAUCAAUCCGAAAUGGACUAUAUUUGGGGCUGGCUGAAGGAUCCGGUAGCUAUCAGCAAGCUUGAAUCAUCCAAGGCAGAGUGGCUCGCUGCUGCGACUGAUGAUUGGAAUCCAACGAGAAAGUUGUUGACCCCGUUCAUGAAAAUGCUUGCCCGUCGAUGGUUGCAAGACAGGGAAUGGCAGCCACUUCGGCCCUGCGCUACAAUUUUGAAUGCACUGAUAAUGACUUCAGACGACAACCGAGGUAUUUCCGAUGCAGUAAACGUGGAGAACGACGCGUAUAUGUCUAUCAAACGCGACGAACUCGACCAAAUUCGGCCCUUCCUGAUCGAGAAAGCGUCCAACUGGAGCAAAAUUGCUCUUGAGAUCGAGGAGACGGAUUUCGUCUGGCAUGUAAGACUUGGAGAGACCUACAAUGGAUGCCAGCAACCAGAGAAAGCCCGUGAAGAAUAUGGCAAGGCCGCGAAAAUCCUUCAGGAUGACGAAGCAUCCGGAAAAGAAAUUGACAAGAAAGAACUUCGCGAUAUCUUCCUUCAAAUGGGAAGACUGUCUGCGGGUGAAGAAGAGCUUGAGUACUAUGAAAAGGCCCGUGAACUCGACCCUGAACACAUUGAAACUCGGUAUCGCAUUCUCAAGAACCGUAUUUCCAACUGUACGGUUGAGGGCCAGGCAGCCGUUGUCCGGGAGGCACUCACCACUGAAGAUGGACUGCACCCGGGCCUCUUGGAACCUAUCCUGGAGCUAGUCAUUGACGACUACAAAGCCGAAGUUAACAGUGACUUGGCUAUAUUCACCACAUUCAACGCAGUCAUUUCCGGUGCAUCGCUCAUCCCGGAAUGCUGGCCCGAGCUGCUUCAAUGUAUGGAUAAAGCAAUUGAAAGCGCCGAGAGUGAAAGUCGUCCCGAAGACCUUGCAAUUCUCCAUCUACACAAGGGUAUUGCGGCUUCCCUCUGUGGUGAGGAUCACACAUCGACAAAAUCUGAAGUGGAGCACUGGCAAAAGUGCUGGACAGUUGCGCGGGAGAAUAACUCUGUGAAAGCGGCUAACAGCGCCACGGCACUUUUGAUCGGCGAGAACAGCGAUGCUAGAAGUCUUUCCAGUUGUCUCUUGAUUCUCGUCGGCGAUAUACUUAGCAAGUAUCACUUUGAUCAAACUCGCCUCUUAUCCGACGGAGAUGAACAAUCCAUUCAGAACCAGAUCAAAGAACUGGAGAGGAUUGCCACGGAUCAAUUACCGGACGGAAUGUCAGGUUGGACAAGAGCCAAAUGCUAUCUCGCUUCUCAAUACGUGCUGCGUAACCAGGUCACCCAGGCCCAGGCUCUCUUCCGGUGGGACAUGGCAGUCGCCCUCACCAUCCUCACCGAUGAUGACUCCGGAAAUGACUGGGUAGGCUAUAGCAAGCUUGCCCAUCUCCUGACCCACGUGGGUGAUUACGAGAAUGCCGGCGUAGCAUACAAGCUCAUCCCAAGCGCCUUCCUGAACCAAGAGAUUCUAGCAGAACUAUUGAACAUUGGUGACGAAGCAGCAGCCACAGCCGCAACAAAGGUCAUCACGGACUUCUAUGCCUCAAACUGCUCGGAAGAUGAAACCCCCCUAAUCCAGGUCAUCACACUUCAGAGCGAAGUUGCCCGACUCGCCGAAAAAGCGACGGAAGAAGAAUCCCCGCACUGGAAAGAACUCGCCAGAAUCCUGAAGGGAUUCAACGACGUCCUCAUGCUGGAGUGGUUCAUCCAAUGCGACGGCUGUGAAGUCCACUGCGGAUUCGACGAGACCUUCUGGGCCUGCGGGUUCUGCUUCUGCACGCAUUUCUGCGAGAGCUGUCACCAGAGAAUAACUUCAAAGGAGAAUAUUUCUCAGGGACGGCCUAAGCUGCUUGUUUGUAGCGAGUCGCACGAUUGGUUCCGUCUGCCUGUUUGGGAUGCGAAGAGAUUUGCGUGGGCUUGUCGCGGACGAGUUCCGGCUAUUGAAACGGAUGGGCAGCUUGUGAUUUCUGCGGAGGGUGAGGCUAUUCCUGUGCGGAAGUGGUUGGGAUAUUUGUGUGGGAAAUGGGAAUUGAAUAAGGAGGAUUGGAAACUUGAAUGA